Musa acuminata subsp. malaccensis (wild Malaysian banana) is the source of this 3032-nucleotide messenger RNA. RefSeq names its product pentatricopeptide repeat-containing protein At4g19890. NCBI's taxonomy places the organism in Eukaryota, Viridiplantae, Streptophyta, Magnoliopsida, Zingiberales, Musaceae. The record is from RefSeq and is a predicted model, not a curated record. Gene Ontology annotation, molecular function: protein binding.
CGCCAAAUCGAGAAGGCAUGCGCUUGUUCCGCCGCUUGCUCGCUCCUCAUUUCCGCUACUACUGCGCCCGCACCAACAAGACCAGGCCUUUCGCCGACCUCGGUUUACCCCGCCAACCCUCCCAAGAUCCCACCUUUACACCGCAAAACCCUCCGCCCACAGUCUCCGAGGUCUGCAAUCUGAUCUCCCAGACCUACGAAGACGGCAACCAGAAACUCCGGUCCCUGCAUGUCGACCUCACCGAUGAGCAGGCGGUGGCCGCCGUUGCCCUCCUCGCGGAGACGGAGGGAUCCAUGGUGGCUUUCAGCUUCUUCCGCUGGGCGGUCGCCCGGCCCCAGUUCAGGCAUUUCUUGCGGUUCUACGUCACGGCCGCGUGCUCCUUGGUCGACCUCGGUAACUUGGAGAAGGCGCAGGAGGUCAUGAGCUGCAUGGCUGUGAGUUUUUCCGAGGUUGGCAGGCUGAAGGAGGCCGUCGACAUGGUUUUCGAGAUGCGCAGCCAGGGGCUGCCCAUCAGCAUCCACACCAUGAAUUUGGUUCUUAGGGUGGCGGUUGGUUCGGGCUUGAUUGAAUAUGCGGAGCAGCUGUUUGCUGAAAUGCCGGCGAAUGGAACGUAUCCCAAUUCGUGCAGUUUCAAGACGAUGAUCGCCGCUUAUUGCAGGCAGGGCCGCGUUUCUGAUGUGGAGAGGCUAUUGAGGACGGUGGAGGAGAGAGGUCAUGGAAUCGAUAACGUUACAUGCACGCUGGUGGUGGAUGCAUUUUGCAAGAAGGGUUGUGUCAGUUGGGUCUUCAGGUUCUUCCGCAAGAUGCUGGAGAUCGGUCUGGCUCCGAAUGUGAUCAAUUACACGACUCUGAUUGAUGCGCUGUGCAAGAGGGGCAGUGUGAAGCAGGGAUUUCAGGUGCUUGAGGAAAUGGUGGGGAGGGGGUUAAAGCCAAAUGUUUAUACACACACAGCCUUGAUUGAUGGGCUUUGCAAGAUUGGAUGGACUGAUCGGGCUUUCAGGUUGUUCCUGAAGCUUGUGCGGAGCAACUCAUACAAGCCGAAUGUUUGCACUUACACAGCCAUGAUCAGAGGUUACUGCAAGGAGAGCAAGCUUAAUCGGGCAGAAAUGUUGCUGACGAGAAUGCGGGAGCAGGGUUUGACACCCAACACCAACACCUAUACCACUCUGAUUGAUGGACACUGUAAAGCUGGGAAUCUGGAGCGGGCUUAUGAAUUGAAGGAUCAAAUGACCAGUGACAGUUGUCUUCCAAAUAUUUGCACAUAUAAUGCUGUUAUCCAUGGGCUCUGCAAAAAGGGAAGGAUUCAAGAGGCUUAUAGAUUGCUUCAAGAGGCUUCAAACAAGGGGUUGCAGAUGGAUAAAUUUACAUAUACUAUUCUUAUAAGUGAGCAUUGCAAGCGAGACCACUCUUCUCGAGCUAUGGAAUUAUUCAAUGAGAUGGUUGACGCAGGCUGCCAUCCAGAUAUUCACACAUAUACCACCUUAAUUGCUGCAUUUUGCAAGCAAAGGAACAUGGUAGAGAGCGAGAGGUUGUUUGAAAGAUGUCUCAAGUUAGAGUUAGUUCCUACGAAACAAACAUAUACAUCGAUGAUCGGUGGGUAUUGUAGGGUUGGAAAAGUAACUUCUGCUUUGAGGGUUUUUGAGAAGAUGAUCCAGCAUGGAUGUUCAGCUGAUGCAAUAACAUAUGGUGCUUUGGUCAGUGGUCUCUGCAAAGAGUCUAGGCUGGAUGAGGCAAGGGCAUUAUAUGAGGCCAUGUUAGACAAAGGUCUGGUUCCCUGUGAAGUUAGUCGCAUUACAUUGGCUUAUGAAUAUUGCAAGAGGCAAAAAUCAAACGUUGCUUUAUCAGUAUUGGAGAGGCUAGACAAAAAACAAUGGACUCGCACAGCCAAUAUCUUAGUUAGGAAGCUCGGCUUUGAGGGACACGUAGAUGCAGCAGGCAUGUUCAUCAACAAAUUGUUGGAUGAAGAUCACAGCAUUGACCGCAUAACCUACGCUGCAUUUAUAAAUGCAUGCUAUGAGAACAAUAGGUAUUCGACUGCAUCAGAACUUUCUGAGAGGAUUUCAAAGGGAGCACUUAGCUUUGUUAAGGACAACAGCACCAUAACUUAAGCAGGACAUAAUACUUGAGCAACAAGUUGAAAAGAUUGCCUAUAUUCCUCAGAAAGCUCAAUGCGAUGGUUGGCAAAUUCUGUCCGAUGAGUCAAAGAGAAAUGUCAGCAAGUUUCUGAUAUUUAAAUAAUCAACAGCUCGUGUAGAUUGGUAUUCAUGUUCUAAGUGGUGCAUGCACUUCUUGUGAUGAAAACCAUUCCAUGACAGAAUCUCACUGGGACAGGGCAUGGUUAAGGCUAUUUUUGUGAUUCACCAACUUUGUAUAAGUGCAAAUGCAAUUAAGGUUGGGAUUCUGGCAGAUCGGCACAUAUGCUGUUGGGUAUGUAAAGUGGAAUGUGGUUCUCUUUCCGGCAAAAUGGUUUAGUGGUCUCUGCAGGUUUUGAAAGAUUAGCUCGUCAGUUUAAUUUUGUGCAUUGCAAUCUACCUGAACUUUACAAACCUUGGGAUAUACAUAUAUAUGAUGUGGCAGAUGACACAUCAAUGUCUCUCCACCUCAGUUGUGGCAGAUGACACAUCUCCCAAAACCAGAAACUGGAUGCUGUUGGAUUAGCAAAUAGGGAUCACAAUCUGUUAUCCAUGUGCAAAAGAGGGGUCACACUAGUUUCAUUAUAUGUUGGUGAUGGCGUGAUAUCCAAUAAGAAGCUCGAUAUUUGAGGCUUCCAUGGUUUAUGUGGCAUCCACAUAGAUGAUACAUGAGCAUCAUAUGAGUUGCAUUUUUUUUAGCAGAAUUAUUGUCUCUGGUGCAAUCUGUGGUUGUAGAGCAACUUUGCUGCGAUUGGUGUUCCAAGAUUUGGUGGACAUAAGCUGUUUUCCAAGCUUUUGGCAACGAGAGCCUCAAAUCACUUUUGCAGUCCAAUCCUUAUAUACAUUCCAAAGAUGUCACUGCAGAUAGUGGACUUGUCAUUGUUGCGAAUGUUGACCGUG